AAUAAUGGUCACAAAGCAGGCAUGUGUCAAGAUCUGAUGAGUCAGAAGACCAGAGAUUAAAAGGCAAGUCCUGAUGUGAGGGCUGCGGAGGCCAGCAUCCAGACCCUCUCAUCUGAUUUUUAACAGCCCUGCUCAGGGUCACUCUACAUCAUACCUGCUUCCACUGUGAUCUGUUUGCUGUGUUGACCAUGCCUGGAUGGAACUGCCUGGUGACAGGAGCAGGAGGGUUUGUGGGUCAGAGGAUCAUCAAGAUGUUGGUGCAAGAGAAAGAACUGCAGGAGGUCAGGGCUCUGGACAAAGUCUUCAGGAGGAAAGCUUCCAAGGACCUGUUUUUUGUGUUCACAGAGCUACAGACAAAGGCCAAGGUGACACUGUUGGAAGGAGACAUCCUUGAUGCCCAGUACCUGAGGAGAGCCUGCCAGGGCAUCUCUGUUGUCAUCCACACUGCUGCUGUCAUUGAUGUCUUAGGUGUUGUGCCCAAGCAGACCAUUCUAGAUGUCAAUCUGAAAGGUACCCAGAACUUAUUGGAGGCCUGUGUCCAAGCCAGUGUAACAGCCUUCAUCUUCUGCAGCUCAGUUGAUGUUGCAGGGCCCAACUCCUACAAAACGAUUGUCCUGAAUGGCCAUGAGGAAGAGCGUCAUGAAAACACAUGGCCUGAUCCAUACCCAUACAGCAAAAAGAUGGCUGAGAAGGCAGUUCUGGCAGCCAAUGGGAGCAUCCUGAAAAAUGGUGGCACUUUGCAUACUUGUGCCUUAAGGCCCAUGUACAUUUAUGGGGAGAGAAGUCCAUUCAUUUCUAACAUAAUAAUUAUGGCUCUCAAAAAUAAGGGUAUUCUGAGUGCUACAAGCAAAUUCUCCAUAGCCAACCCAGUAUAUGUAGACAAUGUGGCUUGGGCACACAUUCUGGCUGCCAGGGGCCUUCAAGACCCCAAGAAGUCACCAAAUAUCCAAGGACAGUUCUACUAUGUCUCAGAUGACACCCCUCACCAAAGCUAUGAUGAUUUUUAUUAUACCCUGAGCAAGGAGUGGGGCUUCCACCUUGAUUCCAGCUGGAGCCUUCCACUGCCCAUGCUCUACUGGCUUGCCUUCUUGCUGGAAACUGUGAGCUUCCUGCUGAGUCCAGUCUACAGGUAUCGACCUCUCUUUAACCGCCACUUGGUCACACUAGCAAAUAGCACGUUCACUUUCACCUACAAGAAAGCCCAGCGAGAUCUGGGCUAUGAGCCACUUAUCAGCUGGGAGGAAGCCAAGCAGAAAACCUCAGAGUGGAUCGGAACACUAGUGUGGCAGCACAGGGAGACACUGGACACAAAGUCUCAGUGA
Molecule: messenger RNA, 1322 nt
Organism: Mastomys coucha (southern multimammate mouse)
Lineage: Eukaryota; Metazoa; Chordata; Mammalia; Rodentia; Muridae
Product: 3 beta-hydroxysteroid dehydrogenase/Delta 5-->4-isomerase type 1-like
Exons: 4
Coding region: 189-1322 (377 amino acids)
Biological process (GO): steroid biosynthetic process
Molecular function (GO): 3-beta-hydroxy-Delta5-steroid dehydrogenase (NAD+) activity
Source: RefSeq, a predicted model, not a curated record